GUAGUUUCUUACAGGGCAACGUUGGAUGACACGUCAGUCGAAACCAUUUCUGUGAGUAUUGUAAACGCAGUGUUUGGAUGAGCCGUCAGUGGAGGGAGAAAGUUCACCAGUGAAGUUACGGGAAAUACUGAGAAAUACUCAUCGAAAACUGAGCGACGUGAACAUUACAGUGGCCAUUCCUUCCCUCAGAAGUCCUUUUCUGAACAUGGCCAGUGGUACGCACGAGAAUGUAAAGAAAUAUUACAGUUCUCUGGAGACUGGAGAAGAUUUGCAGACCAGCGCUGCUUGCCCUGUACCCUCUCACCUGCCCUUGCGAGAAAGUGCCCGGGAAGCCCUCCAACAAGUCCAUCCAGAUGUUUGCAAAAGGUUCUUUGGUUGUGGUGUGGUGAUUCCAGAGAAGUUGAAGGGGUGUUCAGUUCUGGAUUUGGGAAGUGGGUCAGGCAGGGACUGCUACAUUCUCAGCAAACUGGUUGGAGAAGAUGGUCAUGUCACUGGUAUUGACAUGACAGAGGAACUGGUACAAGCAUCAAGAAAAUAUAUCCAGUACCAUGCAGAGAAGUUUGGUUAUGCCAGGCCAAACACGGUCUUUGUAGAAGGAUACAUGGAGAAGCUCAGUGAAGCAGGAAUCCAGAACAACUCAGUGGAUGUGAUUGUAUCAAAUUGUGUGAUGUGCUUGUGCCCAGACAAGAGAGCUGUUCUAAGUGAAGCUUACAAGGUGUUGAAGGAAGGUGGUGAACUUUACUUCAGUGACAUGUAUGCAAGCAAUGUGGUUCCAGACUCUUUCAAAGACGAUCCAGUUCUUUGGGGUGAAGGAAUGGCUGGCGCCCUCUACUGGCAAGACCUCAUCUCCGUUGUGAAGGAACUGGGCUUCAGUACGCCUCGCUUGGUGGCUGCUAGCCGCAUUCAAGUCUACAGUCCAGAGCUCCAAAAGAAAGCAGGUGAUAUUAAAUAUGCAUCUGGGACCUAUCGUAUCUUCAAACUGCCCAAUUACUCCACGCAGACAAAAGCACUUAUCACAUACAAAGGGACUGUGCCAGAGUGCGCUGAGUGUUUUGAGUUGGAUUCGUCGUACUCCUUUAAGACAAACGUAGCAGUGGAGGUGGAUGCUGAAAUUGCUGCCAUCCUAAAGUACACACGAUUCUCCUCAGACUUUGUUGUGCAGAUGACAGACAAGCCCGAUUCUGGUCUCAGCUCUGCUGAACAGGAUUGCCACCUGAGCCCGUUCUGGCUGGCAGACAAACUGCGCUCCUGUGUGAAGCAGUGCUCAAAGACGGGCAAAGCGGGCGUCUGUGGCAGCGAGACAGCCAGUGGAGCUAAUGUGGGAGCGCAAACCUUGCAGGGGUACAGUGUUUCUGCUCUGCACCUUUAAACAGUCUAUAGCAAUUCAAAACAGCUCGCUGGGCCUGUGAGUUCUACAGGUUUCCUUUGUGUCUCCUCCUUCACUUUCCUUUUUAAACCAAACCAAUAGGCUUUGGUGCUCAUCGCUGUUGUCUAGAGCUCUUGUUAUUUUAAAGCGCUCUCAUAAAAAAGUAUGCUGAAUAAAUUGUUGUAUGAACUUACUUUAAUUAUGCCACACAUUUACAAUCAGUCAAACAGAAUAUUCAAACAUUGUUGUUGCUGUUGCAAUUAACGUUGACAUUGUCUGUGAAAAAUACCUGAAGUGCACUAAAUGGACAGUAUUAGUUUUCCAUCAGUAAUGUGGGGUAAUGUAAUUUUGCCAGAGGAUGUUUGUAAUGUUUAUGAUCAGUCAACAUGGAAUAAGAAAUCUUGGUUUAAAUGGUAGAGAUGCAAGUGGCUUCUUCAUUUACUCAAUGUCUUCACUCCAAAAGAGUAGAAAACAUGUCAAAACAUAUAUUUAAACUGUUUUUAGCUUAAUUAAAUGAAGUGAAGCAUUAGCACUGAUUUCAAUUUGGGAAUUUACAGAACAUAAUCAAUAUCACUGCUUAAAUAGUUUUUUUUAAAACAAUUUAGUGUUUAAAUGUUCGGACAUUGACUUGGGUUGAGCAGAGAAUAUAAAUAAAUGCUUUUUUGAGCACCUAUGUAUUUAAGAAAGACAGCACAAACUUCUUUAACACAAAAUAAGAUGGAUUAACAUAAUAUGGGGUUAUUUCUGUGGUUCAUUCAUAGCUGCCACAUAAAAAUGGGACUAAAACCAGUGAGAAGUUUUCUCCUUAUGGAAGAUGAAUCAUGUCUAAAUAAUAAAAAAUAAGACAUAGUGAUCAUGAUGGUGAUGGCAAACAUUAAAGCAGUUGUGCUCAGGCCUGUUGUUCCCACAUGUCCUUGGAAAACCUGGAUGUGUAUAUACUAGUUUUCUAGUCACAAAAAAACACCUGGUCAAUAAGAAAAUUGAUAAAAUGUCCUGGAAAAGUGUCAAUUUGGCCCGUUAAACCAAAAAAAUUGCAUAUUUCAGCAUAUUUUUAGCUGCUGUUGGCCAAUCUAUUCAUAUCCAUUUUGUAACGCUACAGUGUGACAUGUGGACAGAUAAGUAAACAUUGUGUUCAAGCACCUGGUAGAGCAAGGCUUCAUUAACACACAGCAGCUUCUUUCAGCAAGACUUGCGAUCAAAUGAUAAUCAGUUUAGUAAUAGUUUAUUUCAGUAUCAGACAGUCAUUCAGUCAGUAAAGGAUCAUUAGUGGUCAAUAUUGUUUACUUUAAUGUUAAAUAUGUUGUACAAUGUACAAUUGUGUAUGUAAGGCAUUGUCCUACAAAAGUCGAGGAAAAGGAUUUCCCUGUUUAACCUUGUGAUAGGUUUUAUAAUAAGCUGAUGAUUUGGUUUAGGUGUUUUAAGGCAUGAAAACACUGAUAAACACUGAUCUAAAAUAUGUAUAGCACUGGGCAGUUCAGUACAGCACAAUAUGAAUACUAAUCCAAAUGAAAAACGUAACUUUACUCUGGUCAAAUACCUGUGACCACUUCCCAUUGCAGAACAAUACAUGGUUGCAUUUGGCCGGGCAAUGAUCUCACCAUCUAUAACUCUGCACUUGUCCCUGUUCAUGACGCUUGUCACUUUGUCAGCAUAUGGUUCUGCACUGUCUGGUGCAAAAAUACCAGAGAACAUACUAAUGACAGUUCAUAUUAUUGCCCCUAGAUGGCAGUAAAGUCCUGAAAUUGAAGACUUUUUAAUGAAUUUGUUUCACCAUUCGGUCUCUCACUGGUGUAAUAACCGCUGACGUAAUGAUUAUUGUAUUCUUACAAUGCCACAAAGUGUGCAGUCAAUUUGAUAAUUAGAAAGAGCAAUUAUCUGUCACACCGAUUUGCUAAAUAGGCAGCGGAGCAAUCCACACAAUCAGUGGGCAUUUAGUAAAACUCACCGUUCACAGAAAUCAUUGGAUUUGAUGUUCAUUAGAAAAUAAUGCUUAUAUGUCUUAUACUGCUUUGUACAAUAACAAUGCGACAAUAAUAAUGACAAUGAAUAAACAUGUAUGCAAAGAAAAAGUCUUCAAAAGUAACCUAGUUAUGCUUUAAAGGUUAGCAAAUACAUUCACAUUUUUAAGUCAGAGUGUGUAACUUGAGCUUCAAGCGAUUUGAUCUUUGAAACAUGAGUUCAUUUAACAGAAAAGAAGGAUUGCGGUUCAUUUCUAAAAUGCAUAAAAAUACACAUUUCUGUUCAUGAUA
Messenger RNA from Pygocentrus nattereri (red-bellied piranha), 3615 nucleotides. RefSeq lists its product as uncharacterized. Gene Ontology annotation, cellular component: cytosol. The coding region runs from base 206 to 1369 and encodes 387 amino acids. Gene Ontology annotation, molecular function: arsenite methyltransferase activity. NCBI's taxonomy places the organism in Eukaryota, Metazoa, Chordata, Actinopteri, Characiformes, Serrasalmidae. Gene Ontology annotation, biological process: toxin metabolic process; arsonoacetate metabolic process. The transcript has 11 exons. The record is from RefSeq and is a predicted model, not a curated record.